This is a messenger RNA of Drosophila serrata, 629 nucleotides long. RefSeq lists its product as uncharacterized. The record is from RefSeq and is a predicted model, not a curated record. NCBI's taxonomy places the organism in Eukaryota, Metazoa, Arthropoda, Insecta, Diptera, Drosophilidae.
GCAGCUGCAGUCGUAUAUGAUGCUAUCGCUGGUGUACUACGAACACAGUUACGUCAGUUCCGACCUUAUUGUCGGCAAGGACGAGGCCCUCAAGUUCUUCCUCGAAGACUACAAGCAGCAGGAGAAGGAAGUCGUGGUCGAGCCGGAAAAGAAGAAGGAAAAGGGAAGCAAAACUGUCAACAUCAUGUUUGGCUCGGAUGUGCCCAAGCUCAUGAACCUGGUAACCAAAGAGCUUGAAAAGAUGCUGCAGCCGAUCGAGGUUGAGCAGCAGCGCUUCAAGAUGGAGGCCAUCGACAGUGCAGAGCGCGCGGGGCGUGAGAUCAGGCACAAGAAGCAGGUUGACUACCUAACCAUAGUAACGGACAUGGGUGUGACGGUGUUUGGGCCGCAGGUUAAUCGCAACAUGUUCAAGAAGCUCACCGUGCCGGCCGAGGCCCUUAAGAUGCAGUGCAAGGACCACAAGGUUGUAAGAAGUCCAGCGAUCAGUUCGAGGUGGUGAACUUCGCCUGCAAGAACCAAUUGUCGGCGGAACCAAUGGUCGAGCCGGAAAAGAAGAAAGAGUCACAGGGCAAGAGGCUGGAGAUAUGCGCGAAUUGACGGAACCCGAGGCAGCCAAAGCACCAGUAGCA